AUGGGGUUUCGGGAGCUUCCUGAGGAGGAAGAAGAGGAGCAGGAACCGGUUCUCAAGACGGAACUUUGUCGUUUCAGUGGCCAUAACAUUUACCCAGGAAGAGGAAUUAGAUUUAUCCCAUCUGAUUCUCAGUAUAAAAACGAUAUAACUUUUGCUGCAACCAUUCAAAUUAUCAAUAAAACUAAAGUCAAGAUGAUAAAAAUGCAAUGUUCAUCUCAAAAACCCAGCACACAGCUCGCUGGUCAAAAUCUUGUGUUCAUUGCUAGAGCAGACUUGUUCACGGGAAUAUAUCCGUAA
Messenger RNA from Arabis nemorensis, 297 nucleotides. Lineage: Eukaryota; Viridiplantae; Streptophyta; Magnoliopsida; Brassicales; Brassicaceae. The record is from the annotation of a GenBank genome assembly.